CUGAUAACAUUUAGAUCAUAAUUGUUUACAAACAUGUCAUUAUAACGUGCUUGUUCUACCAUACUUAGUGUGCCUGUAGUGGAAAUGGCCAAUCCGACAGUUAUCUUGAAAAAGCAGGGGGAAAUCGUUAUUGAGGAUUGUCCCAUUCCAGAACCUAAGCCAGGAGAGGUCCAGCUUCAGAUGCAGGAUGUUGGGAUAUGUGGGUCAGACGUUCAUUACUGGCAGCAUGGGAGAAUCGGUGACUUUGUUGUUAGGGCCCCCAUGGUUCUUGGCCACGAGGCAAGUGGGGUUGUCAGCAAGGUGGGAGAGGGUGUAUCCAACCUUAAAGUAGGUGACAGAGUGGCCAUAGAGCCUGGUGUUCCAUGUAGAUCCUGUAAACAUUGUAAGACAGGUCGUUACAAUCUCUGUCCUGACAUGAGGUUUUGUGCCACACCUCCCAUUCAUGGCAACUUGGCAAAAUUUUACACUCACGCUGCAGAUUUUUGCUUCAAGUUACCAGACAAUGUUAGUACAGAGGAGGGGGCUUUUCUUGAGCCUCUGUCUGUGGGGGUCCAUGCCUGCAAGAGGGGAGGGGUCAGUUUAGGGAGCAGAGUGCUGGUCUGUGGGGCAGGGCCAAUUGGACUGGUCAACCUAAUGACAGCAAAGGCCAAUGGAGCAGCGGAAGUUUGUAUCACAGAUAUUGAUGAAAAAAGAUUAGAAAUCGCAAAGAAAGUUGGUGCUGACCACACCGUUCUUGUAAAAAGCCGAGAUGGAAGAGAAGUGGCAAAACAGAUAGAGGAAGCGAUGGGGCAGAGACCAGAGAUCACCAUAGAGUGCAGCGGGGCACCACCCAGUAUACAGACAGCAAUCUACGCAACAGAGUCAGGUGGUUGUGUUGUGUUGGUUGGACUGGGACCAGCAGAUAUAACUUUACCAAUUGUCGAUGCUUCUGUCCGUGAAGUAGAUAUCAGGGGUAUCUUCAGAUAUGUUAACUGCUAUCCAACAGCCCUAGCCAUGAUUGCUUCAGGAAAAGUCAAUGUGCAACCCCUCAUCACCCAUCGAUUCAAACUACAGGACAGUGUCAAGGCAUUUGAGACUGUUGCUAGGGGUGAGGGGAUAAAGGUCAUGAUUCACUGUGGUUAGUAACCAAUCAAAUUGUCCGGUUAAUGCAGCCAUACUCCGGUGAAGGGAACAGACAUGGAAUAUUGAAUGAAAAAUAGAAAUAUGUUCUUACCUAAUUGAUAAUUCAUGAGACUUAUUAGAUGAUCUUUGUUGAAACUGGCAGAUGUAUAAAGAUGAGAAAAAGUAUUCAGCACCUCAUGAUCUGAAAGGCAGCUGCAUGAACACCUACGGUACCAUGCAAUUUUGUUCCAGUUGAACAACAUUAGCAGUCUGAAUGUUGGCCAUUUGCUUUCAUGAUUGUCUUUGUGCUUCUGCAAUGUAAGACUGAUUUUGUGUAAAAACUUUGAUUGCCAUUUAUUGAUUUUGUCUGUGAUAUAGUCAUAUUAAUAUUGUAGAGAUGCAUUUAAUAGAUUUACCUUGACAUGUACUUUGUGUCCAUGAUAUUACUUGUAUACAACAUUAAAGUUUCUAUACAAUC
This is a messenger RNA of Saccostrea cuccullata (small rock oyster), 1579 nucleotides long. RefSeq names its product sorbitol dehydrogenase-like. Gene Ontology annotation, biological process: D-sorbitol catabolic process. Gene Ontology annotation, molecular function: zinc ion binding; L-iditol 2-dehydrogenase (NAD+) activity. NCBI's taxonomy places the organism in Eukaryota, Metazoa, Mollusca, Bivalvia, Ostreida, Ostreidae. The record is from RefSeq and is a predicted model, not a curated record. Bases 85 to 1122 code for a protein of 345 amino acids. The transcript is spliced from 8 exons.